Messenger RNA from Lycium ferocissimum, 366 nucleotides. Its product is annotated as non-specific lipid-transfer protein 8-like. The transcript has a single exon. Gene Ontology annotation, biological process: lipid transport. NCBI's taxonomy places the organism in Eukaryota, Viridiplantae, Streptophyta, Magnoliopsida, Solanales, Solanaceae. The record is from RefSeq and is a predicted model, not a curated record. Bases 1 to 366 code for a protein of 121 amino acids. Gene Ontology annotation, cellular component: membrane. Gene Ontology annotation, molecular function: lipid binding.
AUGAGGUCAUCAUCAUUUACUCUUCUUGUUAUUCUAAUUAUUUCCCUCUUGCUUUUGCGACCAUCUUCAUCGGAUGCUACGAUUAAAUGCAAAGAUAUAGCCAAAUCAUUUAAACCUUGCAUAGAUUGGAUGACGAUUGGCUACAAGAGAAUUGGAGUGGCUCCAAAGGCUUGUUGUGACGAAUUGUUUAAACUUAAUAGCAAGGGAAUAAACCAUGAAGCAGAGAUAGCUAUUUGUGAAUGUGUCAAAUCUGAAAUGCAAGAUCUGAACAUCAUCGGAAUAGUAGCUGAAUCACUUUCUGGACGUUGUGGAGUCCUCUUGCCCGUCCCUAUCACCCCAAAAGUCAAUUGUUCCGAGCAAGUUUAA